This is a messenger RNA of Leptidea sinapis, 4058 nucleotides long. RefSeq names its product mitochondrial folate transporter/carrier. The coding region runs from base 199 to 1155 and encodes 318 amino acids. Gene Ontology annotation, cellular component: mitochondrion. The transcript has 6 exons. Lineage: Eukaryota; Metazoa; Arthropoda; Insecta; Lepidoptera; Pieridae. Gene Ontology annotation, biological process: folate import into mitochondrion; nucleotide transport. The record is from RefSeq and is a predicted model, not a curated record. Gene Ontology annotation, molecular function: folic acid transmembrane transporter activity; FAD transmembrane transporter activity.
AUAGAAGUCAAAAAUCAUGUGGAAAUAUCCAUCAUUUUUACAAGCACGUAUAUUUCAUUUGGUCGAAAUAUUAGCGAAGCAAUGAUGUGCAGUGACAAAAGAUUCCUAAAUUUUGAUAAAGAUUCGUGGGAAAGUGUGAGGAAAGCGUAAUUGCAAAUUCGACACCAACAAAAUGUUUCCGCUCUGAUCGAUUCAAAAAUGUCUACAAAGAAUCCUAAUUCGUCGUCUUCAAAGCUAGCUCUCCUCAGUCAUAUAAAGUAUGAGCAUCUGGUUGCUGGAAUAUCAGGCGGUGUUACAUCCACACUUAUUUUACACCCUUUGGAUUUGAUCAAAAUACGAUUUGCAGUAAAUGAUGGCAGAACUGCGACUGUUCCACGGUAUGAUGGCCUCAGUGGAGCAUUUGUCACAAUUGUAAAGAAUGAAGGUGUCAAAGGCCUGUAUAGAGGGGUAACUCCAAACAUCUGGGGCUCUGGUUCCGCCUGGGGAUUCUAUUUCUUGUUCUACAACGCAAUCAAAACAUGGAUCCAGGGAGGGAACGCUCGCACUCCCCUGGGGCCAGGUCUGCACAUGCUGGCCGCUGCCCAGGCCGGGGUGCUGUCUCUCAUGAUGACGAACCCCAUCUGGGUGGUGAAGACAAGACUCUGCCUGCAGUACAGUGAAGAACAUGUGGCAGACAACAAGAGAUACAAGGGCAUGGUCGAUGGACUCUCGAAGAUAUAUCGGACGGAAGGCUUUAGAGGUCUUUACAGGGGAUUUGUUCCCGGUAUGUUUGGUGUGUCACACGGCGCCCUGCAGUUCAUGACAUACGAGGAAAUGAAGAACCGUUACAACCAGUACAGGAACUUGCCUAUUGAUAUCAAAUUGACGUCGGUAGAGUAUUUAACAUUUGCCGCGGUGUCGAAGCUUAUCGCCGCCGGAGCCACGUACCCUUACCAAGUGGUCCGGGCUCGUCUGCAAGACCAGCAUCGAAGCUACAAUGGCGCCUGGCAUUGCAUCACAGAAACGUGGAGGUACGAAGGUUGGCGAGGCUUCUACAAGGGUUUGAAACCGAAUUUAGUUCGAGUUGUGCCCGCUACAAUGAUCACCUUCUUAAUGUAUGAGAAUGUAUCGCAUUUUAUGUUGCGCCGCGGACAGGACAUUAAACUCGCGUCAUAGGUUUUAUAAUAUUAAAAAAACAAUAUCAAAUUCUCAUCAGGUAAAAUUAACGAUAAAAAAUACUCGGAAAUACAUUGGCGUACAAUAAACAACUAGACUCACAAUCACGCUCAGAAUUCGUCUGAAGCAAAACUCUACCUACGCGUCCAUGUGGCAGAGUUUAGACCGCGCUUUGAAUACAACGCCACGCAAUGACAAAGUGUUCAGUGAAAAACUGUACAAAUAAAAAAAAACAGCAUAUCCAAACUUAAAAUGAAUGAAGUGUCGUAUUUCAGGUAAGUGCCCCUUUAGAUUAAUUAAAACUAUGUAACUUGACCUUUUUAAUCAUUUUGCUAAAUUAUUACAUUGCAAUUGCUUAAACAAAAUACAUCGCACCACUAUCAAUGAGCUUCUUAUGAGCGUAUACAAUAGACUUUGAACAUUACCACUACGAAAUAAGUUGUAUAUUUGAAUGAAUGUUUUAAUGUUAAUACGUUUACACAACGCCACUCGGACAUUUUUGACGACCUUAAUGGGCAAUCAUGAGUUUAGUUGUUUAUAGCAGAAAUAUCACAGAUCCAAUAGUCGACACGUGCAAAACUUGUUACAACUAUGAGGUCGCAGAUGCGUCAGAUCUGACAGUUGACAGAGGUCAUAGACAAAAUAGUCUUGACCGAGCUAAUGCUACUUGAUUACUGUCAAAACCAUAGACUUAGAACUAAGUUGAUUUGCCAAUGCGUGCGUUGUCUGGUUUAAUAAACAAACUGCCAAGGAGCUCUUGCCAAGUGGUACUAGGUAGUAACUAGGCAGGUACAGUUUUAGGUAAAGAAGUCAACCCUAAUGUCGUCAGAAGAGGUAAGAGGAUGUUCUGUCUCGCACGCUUUAUUUGUCUAUCCAUACGCUAAUGGCUAAUAUAUUGCUAAUGUAUGACAUGAUGCUGACAGCAUAAUAUCGUGUUAGUUUUCGCAACGUUAUUCUUGUUUUUUACUUAUGUGUUACUAGUAUCAAAAUCAGUUUUCUGUCUACGUCUUGCGGUUCCAUAUGAAUAUUACAACAUUUUACUGCGGUUAGUGUAAACGUAGGUAAAUAUAAUAUUCUACUUGCAUUUGUUAUAAAUUAAGGUCUGUAUAUGCUUGCCAAAUCAGAGAGGCUGUGGCUAUUAGACAUCACAAGAAUAAUUGAUGAUUAAUGUUUUGCAGGGAAUACAAGAUAUUCCUACAAGUAUAAUUAUUAUUUCUUCUAUCAUAUAUUGACUAGAGAUUAAAUAUUGAUUUGGUGUACUGAAAUUUGCAAUGGAAGUCAAUGCUGAGUGGUAGGAAAUUUAAAUUAAUAGAUUCCGAAAUGGCAACACAAUUGUGAUAACCGUGAACUAGGAUUAUCGUUUCAUGAAAUAAAUUGGGCGUUUUUAUUGUUAUGCGUUUACGUUCGUGUAUAAUAUUAAAAUAGUCAAGUUGUUUUUUUUUCUAAUUCGUUUUUUUACAGCAAUUAACUGUAAUUACGGUGAAUAAUAAUUCUACAUAUUUAUAUGAAAAAGUGAAUUUCCGAUUCUGAUGUCCGAACGCACUCUUGCGAUUUCGCUCUUAUUUAAGUAAGCUACGCAUAAGAUGACACGGAUUUGAUACAAUAUUAUUGGUGUCAAAAAAAAUAGUAAUAUUUUUUCGUGUACCUGUACCGUAUAUAUGUAGAUUAAAUAAAUUCACACUUGUUUGAAAAGUGUCAUUUUACUUAGUUAACUUUAUGAAUAUUGGUAAUUUUUAUUUAUUUCUUAUUUUAUUUACUUUGAUUUGAACAGUUAACACCAAUUACACUAAUUCAAAAACAGCCAAUUCAUUGUUAAUUCAGAUAUUAAUCCCGCUGACAGUCAUUCUGACAUUAUUUCCGUCCGUUCAUCCGCGAAAAAGUCACAUUCAGGAAUUGCGUUAAGAAGCGCGCGGUGAGGAUGCGGUAGGUAGGUAUCACUGAAAAACAUCGGCUGUUUUUUUAUAGAUCAGUACGUAAAUUGCGAUAAUUUUGAAAUAGGUAAACAUCGUAGCUAAUGUUGCUUUGCACUACUUUGACCAAAAAAAAGCCCAAGGCGUUAUAUUUUUGCUUUUUACAAUAUGAAAUCUACCUGAACGAAAUCGGUCUAUAACUAGCACAUCUUCGCGAUAAAAAGGCAACAAACAUAAGACGCUUUCCGGCGAUCACUACAUUAAUGAAAGUUAUUAAAAAAUUACGUGUCUUACAUUUGAUGUUAGCGACCACAACCCAAAAAAGAUCAAAUAUUUGUUCGUAGAUGGUAUGUGAACAGCCCCACACGCGUUUCGCGUUAAACUUGCGUGAACCAACGCUAGUAGGGAAGAUGUUCCACUUACUAUUGCCAAGAAUCUAUAACGCUCCAUCAUAUACAACUGUAUACAAAGUAUACAGAAGUGUCGGUUUGUGAUUGUUUAAGGAAGUUUAAAACACGGAACUUCAUUACAGAACGUAAUUAUUGUCAUGAAAGAUGUGACUAAGUGAGAAAGUAACGACGUAAUUCUUAUUUUUAAUACCAAAGUACCUACUUGUCUGCGGGUAAGACAAAAACUUUGGAUUCCAGAAGGAAUUAAGAAUCCAACUUACCACAAUAAUUUUAAGGUAUUUUUCCUAAAACAUACGAUUAAAUCUAAUAUUCUCUAUUCUACAAUAAAUGUAAGAGGUACAUUUUUUCUUUAAAUACGAAUUAUUUGUGUGAAAUUGUACCACAAUUAAUCUAAUAUUAGGCUUAUAUUUUUUUUAUUAUAGUUAGGAAAUGCCCUUACCAUUUUUUUUUCACAAUUUCUUUAAUUGACAUUGCGACUUGUGGUUGGUAAGAUUUUAUGACAGUUAAUUUUUGUUUGGGUACAUCGUUAUGGUGUACGGUAUGUAGGUAUGCAAAUGUUACUUUAAAUAAAUAAUUUUUAAUA